AUGGAUUCCAGGCCUCCUCGGACGGCUGCUCCGAGCCCGGGGAGCCCCCUCUCUGCCGCCAAUGCCACCACACCCUGGCUGGGCCGGGAUGAGGAGCUGGCCAAGGUGGAGAUCGGCGUCCUGGCCACCGUCCUGGCGCUGGCCACAGGGGGCAACCUGACGGUGCUGCUGACGGUGGGUCGGCCGGUCCGCAAGCGCUCCCGCAUGCAGGUGUUCGUGCUGCACCUGGCCCUGACCGACCUGGGCGUGGCGCUCUUCCAGGUGCUGCCCCAGCUGCUGUGGGACAUCACCUACCGCUUCCGGGGCCCCGACCCGCUCUGCCGGGCCAUCAAGUACCUGCAGGUGCUGAGCAUGUUUGCUUCCACCUACAUGCUGCUGGCCAUGACGCUGGACCGCUACCUGGCCAUCUGUCACCCCCUGCGCAGCCUCCAGCAGCCCAGCCGGUCCACCUACCCGCUCAUCGCAGCCCCCUGGCUGCUGGCGGCCGUCCUCAGCCUCCCUCAAGUCUUUAUUUUUUCCGUACGAGAGGUGAUCCAGGGCUCUGGAGUGCUGGACUGCUGGGCAGACUUCCGCUUCCCUUGGGGGCCACGGGCCUACAUCACCUGGACCACCCUGGCCAUCUUCAUCCUGCCGGUGACCAUGCUCACAGCCUGCUACAGCCUCAUCUGCCACGAAAUCUGCAAGAACCUCAAAGUCAAGAUGGAGGCUGGGCAGGCCGAAGGAGGGAGCUGGGGCACGGGGAACAGGCCAUCCGCUCCUCGUGGUCCAGUUGCAGCCACACGGGGGCUGCCGUCCAGGGUUAGCAGCGUCAGCACCAUCUCGCGGGCCAAGAUCCGAACUGUGAAGAUGACCUUGGUCAUUGUGCUGGCCUAUAUCGCCUGCUGGGCGCCUUUCUUCAGUGUCCAGAUGUGGUCUGUGUGGGAUGAGAAUGCCCCCAAUGAAGGCAAGUAUUCAACCAAUGUGGCUUUCACCAUCUCCAUGCUUUUGGGCAACCUCAGCAGCUGCUGCAACCCCUGGAUCUACAUGGGCUUCAACAGCCACCUGUGGCUGCAUGCCCUGCGCCGUCUGGCCUGCUGCGGAGGCGCCAGGCCCGGGAUGCGCAGGCGGCUCUCCAACGGCAGUCUGUCCAGCCGCCACGCCACCCUGCUGACCCGCUCCAGUGGCCCGCCUGCCCGCGGCCUCAGCCCCGGACUCAGCAGGAGGCCAGGGCCCAAAGACUCCCUGCGGGGCGCAGAGCAGGUGGAUGGUGAUCCUGCCACUGAGACCAGUGCCCUUUAG
Rangifer tarandus platyrhynchus (Svalbard reindeer) is the source of this 1278-nucleotide messenger RNA. NCBI's taxonomy places the organism in Eukaryota, Metazoa, Chordata, Mammalia, Artiodactyla, Cervidae. The record is from the annotation of a GenBank genome assembly.